This is a messenger RNA of Vitis riparia (riverbank grape), 1783 nucleotides long. Its product is annotated as protein RFT1 homolog. Gene Ontology annotation, biological process: dolichol-linked oligosaccharide biosynthetic process; glycolipid translocation. The coding region runs from base 1 to 1218 and encodes 405 amino acids. Lineage: Eukaryota; Viridiplantae; Streptophyta; Magnoliopsida; Vitales; Vitaceae. The record is from RefSeq and is a predicted model, not a curated record. The transcript has 12 exons. Gene Ontology annotation, cellular component: endoplasmic reticulum membrane.
AUGGGGCCAAUGCCCACUAUACAGUCUAACCCAGUCCUAAAAGGUUUUUCUUGUAUAUUGGAGUUAUUGGCUGAACCCUUGUAUAUACUUUCUCAGAACUUGCAUCUCCUAGAACUGCGGUUAAUUGUUGAAACUGCAGCUACAAUUUUGCGUUGCCUAACAACCUACAUCCUCAUUGUCAAGGAAACUGGAAUGGAGAAAGGGCUUGUAUUUGCAUUUUCUCAAGUUGCAUAUGGGGUUUGCUUGUUUUUUGGUUAUUGGAGCUAUUUUCUUCUUUUUCGUGUAUUUAAGAUCUCUACACUUUUCCCUUUCAGAGUAGGAAAUCAGAUGGAUGAUGAUGGGCAGCUUUCUAGCAUGUGUGACUUGUUCAACUAUCAAUCUAUUUGGAAGUUUUUCCUUCAAGAAGGAGAAAAAAUCAUCCUUAUGUUCUUUGAUACACCAUAUAAUCAAGCUGUGUAUGGACUAAUAGACAAAUUUGGGAGCUUGGUGGUGAGGUUGGUGUUUCUUCCCUUUGAAGAAAGUUCAUAUACUACAUUUGCAAGGUGUGCAUCAGGACAGGACCCAGAGGGAAUCAGAAUGAGGAAGUUAGGAAGUUGCCUCACAGAAGCGCUGAAGCUUAUUUUGUUAAUUGGUCUUGUGGUUGUGGCAUUUGGGCCAAAUUACUCUUACUCUCUCUUCAGACUGUUAUAUAACCGUGAAUGGAGCGAUGGAGAAGCACCUGCAGCUCUUCAAUUCUAUUGCCUUUAUGUUGUUGCUUUGGCUAUGAAUGGUACAUCUGAAGCAUUUCUACGCUCAGUGGCAACAAAAGAGCAACUUGAGCAGUCAAAUAAGUCAUUGGUUGUGUUCUCAUGUAUUCACUUAGUCCUGAAUGUUUUCCUCGUGCAAUCUGCUGGUGCAGUCGGCUUAAUUGUUGCAAAUUCUCUAAAUAUGAUUUUGAGGAUUGGCUACUCUGUGAUAUUCAUCAAGAAUUACUUCCAGGGUUCCGCCUCAUUUUCUUUAUGCAGCUGCUUGCCUUCAGGUUGGAGAGCUCUGUUAUUUUCAUUCGUAACUACACUUAUUUCUGAGAGAAUAUUUCUGGACAGAGAGAACUUCUUGCCGACAUUUUUAAUUCAUUUUUCUAUUGGAUUGACUUGCUUCUGCAUCUCUUCCUUUGUCAUCUAUCGUAAUGAGAGGGCUCUUAUCAACAAAAUUAUCCGUUUACGGGAUCACUCGGACUAAGGAGCAGACACUUUCCUGACUGCCCUUAAAGGUUCCCCUGAUGGUAUGGAGGUAGAAUCAGAGUCUUACACAGCUGAAACAAGAAGACUGGGGGAUUACAGCCAUGGAAUCCAUUGCAUAAUCUCAGUGAUGUUUCUGAUUGUACUAAUCUUGAAAAUAGUUUUACUUGUUUUAGAUUGGGUUUGUCCAUUUCAUAUAUAUAUAUAUAUAUAUACUCCAAUAUAAUCCUAGAGUCUUGCUAUUAUUCUUGUGGAGAAUUGGGUUGCAUUGGUUGUGAAUGGCAUGUAGUUGCAUUCAAUACCAUUAAAAUUUUGGUGACUCAAUGAGCUUAAAUGUUCUCUCUUUCAUGAACUACACAUUUUCUGCAUGUUGGAACAGAUAUAUUACCAGGCAGCAUUGGCAUUUACAAUGUUUUUCCUUGGCCACAUGAUUUCCCACCAACACUUUUUUUUCUUUUCCACAGAAAUAACUGCUUCUCUACCUCAUAUUUGAGCAUGGGAUGGAACAUUGGAUGAGUUGAUGUUAAUUCAUUUUGUAGAUAAUGUCCAUUUAUCCUUGGUAUUCA